AUGGUUUCAUUCACAUCGGUAUUGAAGGAUACGUUCUUGCCCAUUGCUCCUCCAAAAGUCAAACCAUCUGAUCAAGAGCAGAACUAUGAACUUUCUUCAGUUUUCGUUAAUAAAAAUGAUCAAUUCGAUUAUGUGAAGCCGAUUGAUAAUCCGGGGGCAGUGAUCGGAAAUACAUCAGGUCAAAAAGAGGAGCUUUUCCAUACCGACAAUUAUUCAUUAAGUGAUGCUUCAACAUUAGUUACUCAAACCCAAAGAAGAUUAAAGAAUAGACAUGUUCAAUUGAUUGGGAUUUCUGGUGUUAUUGGGACGGCUUUGUUUGUUUCAAUCUCCAAUGGUUUAGUAAAAGGACCUGCAUUUUUGUUAAUUGGGUUUGCAUUAUGGUGUAUACCAAUCUUGUGUAUUACUGUAUCCACUGCAGAAAUGGUUUGUUAUUUACCAAUCAAUUCACCAUUUGUUAGGCUAGCUGGUCGUUGCUGUGAUGAUGCUUUAGAGUUUAUGGCUGGUUGGAAUUUUUGGUUUUUAGAAUGUGUUCAAAUUCCUUUUGAAAUUGUUUCUGUUAAUACCGUUAUUCAUUAUUGGCGAGAUGAUUAUUCACCAGUGAUAACAUUGGUUAUACAAGUUGCCCUAUAUUUCAUUAUUUCAAUUGUCACUGUUAAAGUUUAUGGUGAAACUGAGUUUUGGUUGGCUAUUGGUAAAAUUAUACUGGCUGUCGGUUUAAUGUUUUUCACUUUUAUCACGAUGGUUGGUGGUAACCCAAAGCAUGAUGCGUUUGGUUUCCGUCAUUGGAGAGAUCCAGGGCCAUUUAACACUUAUUUAUCAACGGGCUCAUUGGGUUAUUUCCAAGCUUUUGUUGCAGUUCUAUCUCAAGCAAGUUUUACAAUUGCAGGGCCAGAUUAUCUUUCAAUGGUUGCUGGUGAAACAGUUCUACCUCGUUCAUCAACAUUACCAAGAGCAUUCAAGCAAAUUUUUUAUAGGUUAACGUUUUUAUUUCUUGGGGGUUGUCUAUGUGUUGGUAUUCUUGUUGCUUAUGAUGAUCCUGAUUUAACCGCUGCUAUCAACAAUAGUAGACCCGGUGCUGGUUCAAGUCCAUAUGUCAUUGCAAUGGAUCACUUACACAUAAAAGUUCUGCCACAUAUUGUCAAUGGUGCAUUAGUUGUUGCGGCUUUCAGCGCUGGUAAUGCUUACACUUAUUGUUCAUCAAGAACUUUAUAUGGGUUAGCAUUAGAUGGUAAAGCUCCAUUCAUUUUUGCCUAUUGUAAUAAAGCUGGGGUGCCGAUCUUAGCAGUUCUGGUUUCUUUAGUUUGGUCAUUGUUAUCAUUUUUACAAUUGAAUAAUAAUUCAGCAGUUGUUUUGAAUUGGAUUAUUAACAUGAUUACUGCUUCACAAUUGAUCAAUUUCUCUGUUAUGUGUCUUACAUUCAUCUUUUUCCACAAAGCAGUUAAAGCUCAAGGAUUGGACCGUGAUAGUUUUACUUUUAAAUCUUGGUUUCAACCUUAUACUGCAAUUUUUGGUUUGAUUAGUGCUUUCACUAUGAUAUGGGUUGGUGGUUAUAAAGUUUUCUUGAAAGGUAAUUGGAAUGUUGAACAAUUUCUUUUCAGUUAUAUAGCUGUUUUCAUUGAUAUUGCUCUUUAUAUUUUUUGGAAAAUUUUAAAAAGACCAGCAUGGAAAAAACCUGAAGAAGUUGAUUUAGUUAGUGGAUUGAAAGAAAUUGAAGAUCAUGAAAGAGAUUACUACCAAAUGUUGGAAGAAACCAAAAAAACCAGUCCAGAAAAGACUAAAGUUCAAAAAGUUUGGAGUUCUGUUCUUGGAGUUUUAGUUGGUAAAGAUUGA
This is a messenger RNA of Hansenula anomala, 1830 nucleotides long. It is a transcript of the gene AGP2, whose product is annotated as Agp2p. NCBI's taxonomy places the organism in Eukaryota, Fungi, Ascomycota, Saccharomycetes, Phaffomycetales, Wickerhamomycetaceae. The record is from RefSeq and is a predicted model, not a curated record. Gene Ontology annotation, cellular component: membrane. Gene Ontology annotation, biological process: amino acid transmembrane transport. Bases 1 to 1830 code for a protein of 609 amino acids. The transcript has a single exon. Gene Ontology annotation, molecular function: amino acid transmembrane transporter activity.